AUGGAGACGCCUGGGUUUUCCCAGCUUGAUGAGGGCCUCUCGCAGGGCGAUAUCCCCCUUCAUCCUCAUACCGAUGGUCCAUCUAUUGUCGUGCCUACCGCGCAUCCGCCGGCUCUUCCGGGCACCUCGUCGCAUAACCCUCAGAAACCCAGAUUGGCCACCCGUCCCGCGCAUGCCGAAAAGAAGCAGCUUCUGUCCACGGGGAGCAGCAAAGUCGCCAUCCCUCGACAGCGUUCGGCUGCAGCACCGCGAUAUACCAGACGAGUUCCGCUGGCGUGUGAGUCCUGUAGGCAACGGAAGACGAAAUGUAGUGGUGAUACGCCCGUGUGUCGGCAGUGCAAGGAGUUGAGGAUAAGUUGUCGGUAUCCGAUCUCUUGGCGGGAGCGGACGAAAGGGGAAUUGGAUAAACUUGCUGUGAGGGUUACAGACUAUGAGAACUUACUGCGAGAUCUUGGUACUAUUGUCGAUGGUCGGGCUGCGGAGCGUAUAAAAACGGUGUUGGAAAAGUCCCGCGAAGUCACUAACCCCGACCAGCACUCCUAUAGCGGCAGCGGUAGCGGCGAAGGUACUCAGUCCAGCUCGGUGACACCCCAGGACGAAGACAACGAUGAUGAGGUGACCUCUCCUUCGUCCAUCGGAUCUUUGGAUGCGAUCGAUCGGGUUGAGGAAGAUGUGAACCGCACUCCGAGUUCCAGAGCCACUGGUUAUAUGGGGAAGAACUCCGAAGUUACUUGGAUGCAGCGGGUGCGCAUGGAGGCCGAGCAUCGUGCUCGCAAACUGCCGGGCCCCUACGAGGCAGAACAUGAGGGCGAAUUUGCCAUUCACUCCGUCAACUACCAUCUAGACGACAUGGAUAUCUCGGUGCCAGGUCCUGUGCAUGUGUACUGGAUGCCGCCGCGCAAAGUGGCAGAUAAAUUCUUCGAAGACUACCUCGAUACGGUCCACCCAUUCUAUCCUAUCAUCAGCCGGACCCUCUUUCGGGCGCAAUACAAAACGUUCUUCGAGAGCGCUGCACGGCCAGGGGACAAGUGGUUGGCUAUCCUGAACAUGAUAUUCGCCAUUUCCGCCAAGCAUGCACAUCUUACGCGGGCCCCGUGGCGGGGUGAUGAGAAUGACCAUCUGGUGUAUCUGACGCGAGCUCGGAUUUUGAGCAUGAACGGCGAUGUGCUUUUUAGUCACCCCGAUCUCCAGCAGGUGCAGGUCGAAGGUCUGAUCGCCUACUAUCUACUUGCGUCGGACCAGAUCAACAGGGCUUGGCGAAUUGCCGCAUUGGCCGUUCGUUCUGCAGUCACUCUCGGGUUGAACAUGAAGAACUCCAGCGAGGGAACGGCCAACAUAUCCAAGGAGGCACGCUAUAGGGUGUGGUGGUGUCUAUACACAUUUGAGCACAUGCUGGGCAUCAUGACUGGUCGAGCUACGACCAUUACCGACGGUAUCUGUACCACACCGUUCCCUCUCCCCUUUGAAGAAGAUCAAUUGGUGGAAGCUGCAGCGACCAAGCUUUUGAACGAGCCCGAACUACGCCAGGAAUACAUUGAUACGGCCCUCGCCUGCAUCUCUGUGCGGCAAAUGCCAUCUAAUCCCAAAGGGGGUCGAAACGCUCAGACGACAGAUAAACCGCGUGAUCCGGCAUGGCUGAGAAGCCUUCCGCCCUCAAGUGCUCUUGGAUUCCUGUACUACGUCGACCUUGCAGUUAUUUCACAGGAGAUUGUCAACCGUGUGUACUCACUGGAUUGCGUUUCCAUUCCAUGGGGCCACAUUGAGAACCGCAUUGGUGAGCUGCGAGCCCGCACUGACGUGUGGUACGCCAAUCUCCAUGAGUCCUAUGAUUUCACUCGACGGGAAGACCAGCCAGCAGAUACCUUGCGUGGCAAGCUAUUCCUCGCCUUCCACUACUACAGCGCGCGCAUUACGCUAGGACGACCGUGUUUAUGUCGCCGUGACGCACGACAGACGGCGUCUAACAAGAAGGAGACAUUCAGCCAUGAAAUGGCGGUGAUAUCACUAGACUCUGCCCGAAAGAUGCUCGACUUGAUCCCUGAUGUGCCUGACGCUGCUCGUCUCUACGAUAUUUGCCCGUGGUGGUGCAUUCUGCACUAUCUUAUGCAGGCAACGACCGUGCUGCUGUUGGAGUUGUCUUUCGGCAGUAUUCAUAUGCCAGAUGAGGAGGUAAAUUUUCUACACGCCGCCAAAAAAGCCAUUCGCUGGCUCUUCGCAAUGUCUGAGAACAGUCUUGCAUCUCGACGCGCAUGGGAGUUAUGUUAUGGCAGCCUCCGGCAGAUUGCUGCAGGUAUGAGCUACGACAUUAGUGACUUGCCCGUGUGUGGCUAUGAGGCUCAGCCUCGGGCCCAGGAUCAGAGCCAGGCGCUCAACGGUACACAACCUGGCUAUCCGAACCAGCCGGAACAGUCCAUACACGCGGGACCAACCUUCUACAACCCUGCGGCAUCAGAUAUGAACAAUUCAGCCUCAGCUCCUCUUCAGAUGAAUCAGCAACCCAACAUGUUGUUCGCUCAGAUCGACCAGCCUUUCCAGGGCUUGGCGAUGCCAGCUUCCAACCCGUUGUCCACGAAUUCGGAGUUGAACUCCGGUCCCGGGGACUCGUAUUUCCCGUACGAUCCGAUCAGCGGGGAAUUCAUCCGCUCAUUCUUCCCUUCCUCUACCGAUGAGAAACCAUGGGGUGAAACGAUGAAUUUCCCCGGCGAAGCUUUUCUCUUCGGCGGCGACGAAAAGCAUCCAAAGCUUUCGCUUCCCUCCAACAGCUUCCCCCCAAGUCGCCGGUUAUUACCAGGCCCACGCCUUAACGUCCGUCCGACGGUCACAUCGAGAUUUGGAUUUCCUCCGCCCGCAGGUCUCCUCCGCUACCUCCUCCGUCGUGUCAUGAAAAGGUGCCUGAGUCCAGCUCGUCUGCCGUGCCUGGACCGCGGAUCUUCCUCCGUCCUCCACCCUUCGAUCCUCCGUCGUCUCGUCCCCCGACACACACUCGCGUCCGCAAGCCGGGGACCUUUCCCCGAUAGGCGACGACAAUGGAGUCGCCGCCAGUUCUCCGUCGGGGCCGGUCCUCCGAUCAAUCGCCAAUUGCUGCAAGACUAUGUUAGGGUGGAAAUGAAGAGAUGUCCUAUCGCAGGACCAGAUCAGAGUGAUCCGGAGGCUUGGAUUGCAAGGCUGGAUCAGUACCUGCCACCUUCGUUGCGGAGAGAUAGCGACGGUGGUCAUACAAACAGUGACGAUGUUUCGGAUGACAAUGUGGUUCGAACCGAUUCAGCAGCUUAUUUUGCGCAGACGAUUGAAUUGGCUAAUUUACUGUUGCAUGCGCGGGAUUCCGGGAAGAUUGAUUUGCUGGCGUAUGUUGGUUUCCGGUUGAAUAAUUGGCCCGCUGUGCAGUUCUUGAUUAAUCGUUUGCUUGAUGCUGCGGACUCGCUUAAGGAGGUCACGAUACCUUCUAGACCUUUGUCUAGCUAUGAUUGGGGUCUGGGACAGGGGCUCUCGCUGGAUGAGCUGACGGAUAGGUCUGAGUCGCAGGCUCCGAAAAUUCCGCAGGCGGCUUCGAACGCCCUGCCGGUGUCGGAUAUGACGAGCUUGGAUGCUUUCACGGAGCGGCCGUAUGCGGAUGACCAUUCGAAACGAUUUAUGGCUGAGGUGUGGCAGAGCUUGGGGUCUAUCGUGCUGGAGGCUGCUGAUGCUUCGCCUAACGAGUCGAAGCUGGCUAUGUCUCAUGUAUUUCAGAUCCUAGCUCGGCUGCACCACUCUGAUGCUAUCUCCGAUAGGGUGUAUAAGUACGUCCCGCCGGAUAGUCAUCAAGCUACCUUCCGACCUCCGGGAAUGCAUCUGCUUUCCAGUCAUAUCAUGAGUGUCCUGUCUGACGCUGCGUGGCUGGUUCAUGAAGCGGAGGUUGCUGCUAAAGCGGCUGCUGCUGGCGAGGAUUCGCCUUAUCUUCCGUUCAAAAUGGGGGUUCGUGAGCUUGGGCCGGAGAUUUGGCUGGAGUUUAUCCUCUGGUGCUGUGUCGAACAUGGUCACAUCGAGGAGGGAGUAUGGCUAAUUGAUCGAAUGACAAGCAAGGCAGGAGAUCAGGCCUGGAAGUUUCAGAGCUGGAAGCCCUUACUCGAUGACUCUGGGUCGGUCUGGCAGACUAAAGUCGACCAGGAAGAGACUUGGCGACAGCCCGGCCACCAGGAGCGCUCUACGAUGCUGCGAAAGCGGCAUAGUCCGACGCCUUUCCGCGGGCUCGGAAAGCGAACCAUGAGUACUGAAGUGGCCGCGGCCUUGCUGGAUAGCCUUCCCAAUCAGGUAUACCUAGGCCUCGGUUUCAGAGGUAUGUCACCGAGCGCCCUCUUGCGCUAUGCUUCUAGUCUCAAGUUCGCGAUUGCCCCGUCAACGGACGACGGCAAAUUACUGCCCACGCGCAGAACAUCGAACUGGUUCACCGUGCGGGUUGUGGAAUCAGGAGGCCUCAAGCCGGAAGCCGACCCCCGGAUAUUCGAAGACUUCCUUCGGAUCACGCCGUGCGUCGUUCCGCCCUGGGAUACCGACCUCCACCAUGUAAAUGAAGAUGCGUUGACCCGAAUGAGCCCGUCACAGCUGUACGAUGACACAGCUGCCUUGGUUGGCCUGAUCGAGUACAACAUCCGGUUCUAUUCGUCGAAGCGUUUCUGCGGUGACGCCCUGAACGCAUUCUCCUGGCUGCAAGCCAUCGUCGACAGCAGCAAGAUGCAGCGCAUCGACGAAUUCUUCUCUUCGCGCGUUGAUCGACCUGGCGUCGUGCUCCCUACCCUCGACCUUGAUGAUUUGAAUUCCGCCGAACCCUUCGAAUCAUCCAUGCCGCAACUGUCCAGCGUCACCCUGGCCGAGCUGAUCGACCUAAUCACCGUAUCGCGCGCCUUCUCAUUCGGCAACUGGCUCUUUUACUCCGACGACAUCGACGGCCCCCCAGUCCCUCCCCGCUCUUAUGGCGACCAAGCCCUAGCUCCGUCCAUUAUCCGCUACGCUACAGCCACCCGGAAUGCGGCCCUCUGCGACGCAGUCGUUCAAUCCCUCUCCCAACCUCUCUCCUCCAACACCCUUCGCGCACUCCUCAACUCCCGCAUCGCUUUACACCAAUGGGACGCAGUCACCAAACUCUUCGAAUACCUCCGCGACUACCGCGCCAAAUCCUGGGGCCAGAGCAACGCCACCGCGCUCGCAGCAGAGAUCAUCCGUCUCGAGCACACCAUCUACCGACAACAACCACCCCCAGACCCCUCAACCCUCCAAGAUACCACCACCUCCCUCACCCGCGCCAAAGACCUCCUCUCCCGCCUCCUCACGGGCGUCUAUAACGAACCAACCCACAUCGCCACCUCCCGCUUCCAAGAACGCGCCAUCUCCGGCCUCCACAACAUCUUCCUCUCCAUCCCAGGCACCCUCCACGACCUCGCCGCCUCCCUCUCCAACUCCCUCCCCCACAACAAAACCACCACCACCACCACCAACAAUACCUCUCGCAACGCCAUCCCCUACAUCCCCACAACAGCCUUCCACACCCUCCUCUCCGCCAUCGUCGACACCCGCGGCAGCGCCGCCGGCCAACGCUUCUACGACAAAUGGUGUCUCGACACGAAGUCCCCCACCUCGCGCCGUCUCCAAGAAGGAGGCAUCGAGAGAUUCUAUCUCGGCAAGGAGCGGAACCCCGCGAAGGGCGAUCCGCACUUCGAUGCCAAGUACUUCAAGCGUGCGAGGGAGAAGGCCACGAUGCCAAACCCCAUGACGGUGAGGAUUAUCGCGCAGGCUGCUGUGGCGGAGUAUUAUGGCUUUGAAGGCCAGGGCGGUGUGAAGAGUAAUCCUGCUGAAGAGGUUCUGGAUUUCUGUAUUAAGAGGUUCGAGGCCUUUGGGAUGCGGAGACGUGAGAUUAAUCGCGAGGUUGGGGGGAUUGUGUAUAGGAGACGGAGGGAGGGGGGGAAGUUGAGGAGGGAGAAGGAGAGGAAGGAGAAGGAGAAGGAGAAGAUAGAUGCUUUGGCUGUCUGA
Messenger RNA from Aspergillus neoniger CBS 115656, 6000 nucleotides. RefSeq names its product C6 transcription factor. Gene Ontology annotation, biological process: regulation of DNA-templated transcription; DNA-templated transcription. Lineage: Eukaryota; Fungi; Ascomycota; Eurotiomycetes; Eurotiales; Aspergillaceae. The transcript is spliced from 6 exons. The record is from RefSeq and is a predicted model, not a curated record. Gene Ontology annotation, molecular function: zinc ion binding; DNA-binding transcription factor activity, RNA polymerase II-specific; DNA binding. The coding region runs from base 1 to 6000 and encodes 1999 amino acids.